Messenger RNA from Rhizophagus irregularis DAOM 181602=DAOM 197198, 1065 nucleotides. The record is from RefSeq and is a predicted model, not a curated record. NCBI's taxonomy places the organism in Eukaryota, Fungi, Glomeromycota, Glomeromycetes, Glomerales, Glomeraceae.
AUGAUUUCAAAAUUUUGGGCAGAAUUAUCCAACGAUUAUGAAAAACUUUUUGAAACAGAAAUAAGAUAUGAUGUUAUUAUUUAUGCAGGAGAUGAUCAAAAUGUCAAAGAAAUUCAUGCUCAUUCAAAUAUUUUAUGUGCUAGGUCUCAAUAUUUUCGUACUGCAUUUUCUAACGAAUGGGCUGAGAAAAGAGACGGAAAAUUUAUUUUUAGAAAAUCAAAUAUUUCACCACAAUUAUUUAAUAUCAUUCUUAGGUUCAUUUAUUGUGGAAAUAUUGAANAAACUCAAAUUAUACCUCGUACUUCAAGAAAACGGCUGUUUUUGGAUAAUUGGAUGCGUAGGACUUCAAACGUGGAAUUAGCUCGGAUUCCAUAUAAUGACGGCAGAAGACAUGGUCCAUAUGAAUCACAUCAUUUACUACGACACCAGGGAAUCAAAAAAACUAUUGGUUAUGUUCCUGACAUAAAAUCAAAAGUUAAUUUACCACCUUCAAGAAAGCCAAAUUUAAAAUAUCCACUCAAUUCAACUUUAAUUAAAUCGAAUCAUCUUCCUCUUUUUGCUUCGUGGAUUGAUAAAAAAGAUACUUCACAUUAUAAUAGAAAAAAUAUUCCCUAUGAUUUCAAGUUAUUAUAUCGCUCAAGUCAAGAUGGAGUUGAUACUAAUUCUUUUCAUAAAAAUUGUAACGAUAAAGGAGCUACUAUUUGGAUAGCAAAAAUUAAAAAUUCAACACAAUUAAUAGGAGGGUAUAAUCCACUUAAUUGGGAUAGACAACCUCGUUGGGUGGCUACAGCAGAUAGCUUUAUUUUUAAUUUUAUCAAUGGAGGAAAUAUUUCUACUUCAGAAGUAAGUUAUGUUAAGAAACAAGAUCGUGCUGUUUUAUGCAAUAAUUAUUAUGGUCCAACUAUGGGUGAUAUAUACUGUUAUAAUAAUAAUUGGUCCAAUGAAGAUCGUGGUUAUGGAGAAGUCUAUCCAAGCAUAGGAAUUCCAAAAAAUUUUGAAGUAGAAGAUUAUGAAGUAUUUCAAGUAAUUAAAAAGUAAAUUUAAGAUGAAAUUGAAAUUGUUUUU